CUAGGGAAAAAUUACAUGAAUGCUGUCCGUACUGAAUUUGAAGGUGAUUUUAUUUACCGGUUUGCGCCACUUUUGUCGUUAUUGGUGAUCAUUUGUAGAGUAGUCAAGCUGAUUUUUACACAUAAUGAGUAUUUGAACACGGAAAUGAUUCGAUCGCUCGCACCUAGUCAAAGAGGAAAACGGCCUCUGCUCUUGGAUAUACCAGAGGAUAUUAUAGAAUUAACACAGUCUGAAAAUACACGAAUUCAUAUACAAGAUCCAAAAAGACGGGCUUCCAAGAAUGUCAAAGAUAUACAGAUACCAGAACGCAAAGCUAUUCCUCUUUCUGAUAAUGGUGUCUACACGAUGCAAAAAAUAGUAUCUGAACAUGAAGAAAGAGUGAGGAGACUUCUUAGUAAACCUUUUCAAAUACCAGUACCUGGUUAUCAAUUGUCUGGAAGAAUUCUUGGAUUACGUUUAUCAGGACCACGUAGGCCAUUGCAUGAUCCUGAUGAAUCUAAUGCAUUAAUUGUUUAUUCACCACCAGAAUUAUCGGAACAUGAUAAGUUGAAAAUAGAUCCAUGUAAGCAGCUCGUACAUGUAGUUGUAGAUCCUAUAUUGUGCAAUGUGUUAAGGCCUCAUCAACGUGAAGGUGUGAAAUUUAUGUACGAAUGUGUAACAGGCAAGCGUAUAGAAGGUGCGUAUGGAUGCAUUAUGGCAGACGAAAUGGGUCUUGGCAAAACAUUGCAGUGUAUAACUCUGUUGUGGACAUUGUUGAGGCAAGGACCAGAAGCUAAACCACUAAUAGACAAAGCAAUUAUUGUUGCACCUAGCUCUCUAGUGAAGAAUUGGUAUAAUGAAAUUAAUAAAUGGUUGAAUAACAGGGUUAAUGCUCUUGCUAUUGAUGGAGGAAAAAAAGCAGACAUUGAUAUGAAACUCGUUCGUUUCAUGAAGACUUACGGCGGUAGAUGCGUUACCCCCGUUCUCAUUAUAAGUUACGAAACAUUUCGUUUACACGCACAUGUUCUGCAUCAAGAUGAAGUAGGUCUCGUAUUAUGUGACGAGGGCCAUCGCUUAAAAAAUUCCGAAAAUCAAACCUAUCAAUCUCUUAUGGGUUUGAAAGCAAAGAGAAGAGUGCUCCUUAGUGGAACACCAAUACAGAAUGAUCUUUUAGAGUAUUUUUCUCUCGUACACUUUGUUAAUCAAGGAUUAUUGGGAACUGCACAGGAAUUCCGAAGAAAGUACGAGACACCAAUAUUACGUGGCCAAGACGCAGCUGCUACUGAUAAGGAACGUCAACUCGCCGAAGAACGUCUGUCUGACUUAGUGUCCAUAGUUAAUAAAUGUCUCAUCAGACGUACUAGUGCCUUACUUUCGAAAUAUUUACCAUUAAAAUAUGAACUCGUAGUAUGCAUAAAACUAGGAGACCUGCAGACGCGUCUCUACAAGAAUUUCAUACAGAGUGACAGUAUAAAGAAAUCUGUGGAAGAGAAUGAUAAUUCGAGAAAGGGUAGCAGUCUGUCUGCUUUAGCUGCCAUAACUCUCUUAAAAAAAUUAUGCAAUCAUCCCGACUUGAUAUAUGAUAAAAUCAUGGAGAAGGCAGAAGGAUUUGAGAAAGCUGCAUCGUUGCUGCCGCCAAAUUACUCGACAAGAGAAUUGCAUCCAGAAUUAUCGGGCAAACUAAUGGUUCUGGAUUGUCUGUUAGCGUCUAUUAAAACCACAACAACUGAUAAAAUAGUAUUAGUAUCCAAUUAUACGCAAACUCUCGAUUUAUUCGAGAAACUUUGUCAUAAACGUUCCUAUAAUUAUGUGAGGCUCGAUGGUACGAUGACGAUUAAGAAAAGAGCGAAAGUAGUUGAGAAUUUCAAUAGCGACAGCAGUAAUGAUUUCAUCUUCAUGCUCAGCUCGAAAGCCGGUGGAUGUGGCUUGAAUCUCAUAGGUGCGAAUCGUCUCGUCAUGUUCGAUCCAGAUUGGAAUCCCGCAAAUGAUGACCAAGCGAUGGCCAGAGUUUGGAGAGACGGUCAGAAGAAACCGUGCUUCGUUUAUCGUUUUCUUUCUACUGGGACGAUAGAAGAGAAAAUAUUUCAAAGACAAGCCCAUAAGAAAGCGUUAAGUUCCACAGUGGUUGAUCAAGAGGACGACGUAGCGAGACAUUUUACUAUAAAUGAUUUGCGCGAUUUAUUUAAAUUGGAACAGAAUACGGUUUCUGACACACAUGCAAAAUUCAAAUGCACACGUUGUGUCAAUGGCAUCGAGGUGAAAGGUCCACCAGAGCAAUCGGAUUGCAAUUCAGAUCUAUCCGAUUGGCGGCAUUCACAUAAUCCGCGGCAUUUACCAGAUAUACCAUUACGACAAUGUUGGCCUAGCGGUAUUUCGUUUGUUUUCCAUCAUCGUUCGCAUGAACAUGUAAAGUAACUUAUCUAGAAACCUGUUAAUAUUUUGUUUCGAAAUUUUGUAUUUUUAAGAGUUACGUAUUAGUGACAUUGAUAAAAGAUAUAUUCUAACUGCAAAAAACUAAUGAAAUUUUUUUUAUGCAAUAGUAAAAUUUUUCUUGACAAUUUUUGUAUUAAAAAGUUGGUUUUCUUUGUAUAAAAGAUCAUCAUAAAGGAUUUCGUUUAAAAAUGC
Pogonomyrmex barbatus (red harvester ant) is the source of this 2604-nucleotide messenger RNA. RefSeq names its product DNA repair and recombination protein RAD54-like okr (gene okr). Gene Ontology annotation, molecular function: ATP binding; DNA translocase activity. Gene Ontology annotation, biological process: double-strand break repair via synthesis-dependent strand annealing; reciprocal meiotic recombination. The record is from RefSeq and is a predicted model, not a curated record. NCBI's taxonomy places the organism in Eukaryota, Metazoa, Arthropoda, Insecta, Hymenoptera, Formicidae. Gene Ontology annotation, cellular component: nucleus.